GAAGAGUAUUUUUUCAUUUUCCAUACAAAUUGACUUUUCGAAAACGAAGGAAAACCAAAAAAAAUCCACGCGAUUCAUUACUUAAAUUUAAAGCAAUAUCAAUUUUAUAUUGGCAAAUGUUUUUUUUUUGUUUCAAAAAUCCAUUAAUUUUACAUUUCAAUUCAUUCAAUUUGGUUAUUCCAAACUAAGUACUAUUUAUGCGUUCCUAUUUUUCAACUUGAAGCAAAUUGAAUGUGUUGGUGGAUGUGAGUUGGUUGACAAAGUAAAGGAAGCCAUGACACAAGCAAACAAAAAAGACAAAAGCGGCCGAACAGCUCUACAUAUCGCUGCUGAGAAUGGUAAAUUGGAAAACGUUAAGAAGUUAAUCAAAAAAGGAGCAACAGUUGAUGUUGCAGACGUUCGUGAUCAGACACCUCUUCAUUUAGCUGCUGGCAAUGGUCAUAAGUUAGUCGCUGAAGAGCUCCUCAGCAAUCCAAGAACCAACGUUGAUGAUAAAGACGCUAAAAAGCGGACACCUCUUCAUCUUGCUGUUAUGAAUGGUCAUAAGGAUGUCACUGAAAAGCUGAUCAAGGGAGGAGCCAAUCUCAAUUUAAGAGACAAUCAUGGAUCCGCACCGAUUCAUCUUGCUUUUAAGAAUGGUCACAAUGAUAUCGUUGAAAUGCUCAUUACGAAAGGAGCCACAGUUGAUCGUGAAGACGGUCGUUUACGAAAACCUCUCCAUUAUGCUGUUAUAUAUGGUCAGAAGGAUAUCGUUGAAAAGCUCCUCGGAAAAGGAGCCAAAGUUGAUCCCACCGACGAUCGUAAUCAGACACCUCUUCAUUAUGCUGUUGAAAAGGGCAAUUUGGAAAUCGUUCGACUUCUCCUCGAUAAAGGAGCCUCUCCUGAUUCUACAGACAAUUAUUCGCGGACACCACUCUACCACGCUAUUUACGACGGUAAGGAUGAUAUCGCUGAAGAGCUCAUCAAGAGAGCACCCGAUUUUACCGUUACGAAUAAAUAUGGAGAGACACCUCUUCAUGCCGCUGCUCGGCAUGGUAACUUGAAGAUCGCUCAGCUUCUUGUCGCCCAAGGAGCCAGUAAAACUUCUACAGACGCACUUCUUCAGACACCUUAUCAGAUUGCUGUUGCAUUUGGACACCAGGACGUGGCCAGCUAUCUUAACACCAAAUAUUAACCCUGCCAAUAUUGUUACUUUACUAUCUCAAGUUUUAUAUCUUUUAAAUUGCUUACGGUACAGAUAUUGAGUGAAAUAUUUUGUUUCUGGAUUCUUGUAACCUCAACAAAUACCCGUGUUAAAUUUAAACGCAAUAUGCGUGAAUGAUACGCUGUAAGAAACCAACGGUGAUGUAGUUUUUACGCUUAGAUCAAAUGAAACUUGCACACUCCAAUGAUUAAAUGGAGCUGAGGUAUCACAUUCAAAUUGAAGCUUUGUUAAGGUUGUACCAAUCCAGUGAACAAAAUACUUCGCCCGAAACCUAAACCGCAAGAGAUUUGCAUAAAAAUGCCAAGUUAUUUUUUUUAACAGAAUGUAAAGAGAUUAAUCAAUUAUUACGUAUUAUGGGGUUUUCUCAGAGGUUUUCCCCUCAAAAUCACCCUCUGAAUGAAUAACAAACAAAUAAAAAAAAACACAGAAAAAAAUGGAUCUAAAUUUCGAUGAGC
Messenger RNA from Sitodiplosis mosellana (orange wheat blossom midge), 1659 nucleotides. RefSeq names its product ankyrin repeat, PH and SEC7 domain containing protein secG-like. The transcript is spliced from 11 exons. Lineage: Eukaryota; Metazoa; Arthropoda; Insecta; Diptera; Cecidomyiidae. Gene Ontology annotation, molecular function: protein binding; transcription cis-regulatory region binding. The record is from RefSeq and is a predicted model, not a curated record. Gene Ontology annotation, cellular component: ciliary inversin compartment; nucleus. Gene Ontology annotation, biological process: positive regulation of transcription by RNA polymerase II; protein localization to ciliary inversin compartment. Bases 275 to 1174 code for a protein of 299 amino acids.